AUGGAAGAUUUUUCGUUGCCACAAGAUAAAAUUGACCUAUUUAGCGACAUAUAUUUGAACGUUGCAGUGGGAAAACAACUUUCACGGGAGAAGACAAACAGUGUAUUCGAUGUGUCUCCAACCGAGCAAGAAAAUCACAAAGUUAAAAACAACACAAGAAUGUACUCAACAAACGACGAUAGUCGUUUCGGUGAAACUAAACAAAUAGAAAGACCAACUGAAAAACAUUUAUUAGAUUUUAUCAAUAACGGAUUUGACCGCACAAAAUUAGAUAAACCCUCAGAGGAUUCUCUGUUGGAAAAAAAUCCAUUUCUUAGUAACCAUUGGUUGGAAUGUCUUCAUUUAGAUUUGAUUGACCAACAAAUUAUACGGGAUAAAUUAUUUUUAAAUGAUAGAAUUAUAAAUGCAGCAAUGGUGUUAAUGAAAAUAAAAUAUCGUCAUUUAUCCGGACUGAAAGAUGUAAUAAUAUCGACAGUGGAAGAAUUCCCGAUAAAAUCCUGCUACUGGGCAAUGAUGCUGGUGACGAUGAAAAUGCUGCCGUUACUCUUAAUUACAUUACAUUUGUCACUUACAUUGUCGGUACUAUGUGAAGAAUGUAAACUUCCAGUCGGAAGAGAAGUGGACGUUAAAAAGUUGUUUAAAACUUCCUGGUAUACUGGACUUCAAACAGACGACUUUACAUCAUCGAUACUGACGUGUGUCAGAUUUUCCAACUUUACGUCAACCGACUCAGGUUUUAGAGUCGUCUCAACCGAACAUGGCGACAGAUACGUCGAAUUCCCUAUUCACUUCAACAUACACAAAAAUGGAAUUUACCACCAAAGCAAGGCAAACGACGAAACGACAACUCACUCUGAGCAUACACGUGAGACAAACGGAAAGCAUAACGCAGCAAUUAGCGAAAUGGAAAAAAAUUUUUUCACUGGAAAUUUUGUGUUUCUAACGGAUUACAAAAAUUAUUUCGCUGCGUUUUUAUGUCCUACUAUAAUAAAAUCUGACGAAGAACUCCGUAUGAUUUGGGGAUUUUUCCCGAGUUCAAAUCCAACUUUGAAACAAAUUGCAGCAUUCAGCAAUACCCUAUAUGAUCAAGAAAUAUCUGCAACAUUCCACCCGUCAACAUGCUCAGAAAGAGAUUGGAAUGAUUUAAACAAGCAAAAAUAAUUUGCGACUCUCCAUAAUACAUAUGUACUUCAAAUAAUUUAGUUAUCCGACCCCGCAUGUAUAGGAAAUGCGUGUAUGCAGAUGAUUGAAUUCUUUUUUAAAAGACGGGCAAAAGCCUUCCUCAUUCUUUUCACAUUUGUAAUGUGAUUUUUUUAUCGGAAAGCAUGAAUCGAACUCACCGAGUCAGUCAGUGGUCAGUCUUUCAGAAAGUAUCUCAUUAUAAAAUGGUUGAACGACGACAAAAUAUUUUCUGUUUGAACUGACUGAAAUCGUUGUAUAUAUGAUAUUUUCGCUUUGAGACAUCAGCUCCGAAUCAUUAUAAAUGGACGAUUGAAAUAAAUGCAAGAUUGGUGUUUGAGCGAAACUCACUCAAAAAUCACACGGUUGCUAAAACAAAAGCCAUACGGAAAUUCCAAGCAGUGAUGUAUAUUAAUAUCAGCAAAAUUUAGGACAAAUCAACAGGUCUCAGAGAUAAUUUGAUGAACAGUAUAAAUGUAUGAGCUCUCUGAGACACAUCUUUUAUGUGUUAUUACUGCAAAACAGAAAGCUAUGAAUCCGUUAGAACAAAAGACAUCAACUUUUCAGUAUGCUCAAAACUGAUGAAGUCGCUAGAAGUCUAUUACUGUCCGAUAUUUGACCCAAAUUGUUGCUGGAUUUUAUAACAUUUGA
Styela clava is the source of this 1830-nucleotide messenger RNA. The record is from RefSeq and is a predicted model, not a curated record. Lineage: Eukaryota; Metazoa; Chordata; Ascidiacea; Stolidobranchia; Styelidae.